GCGGGGGGAGGGUCCUGGCGCCUGACGGUGCCCCGAGGCGGGGCGAGGCGAGGCCGCGCCGCCGCCUCCGUGCUGCCUGCGGCCGAGCGAGGAGGGGAGAGCGGGCCCGAGUGCUGGGUGAAGUCCUGGUGAAGAUCACUCACCUGCAGGAGCCAUGAGGUCACAGUACAUCACAGCACCCACAGUCACUGUCCUCCUGGUCCUGCUGUGGGCCCAGUCGUCGUCAGGCUGCAACAAGGCUCUCUGUGCUAGUGAUGUCAGCAAGUGCCUGAUACAGGAGCUGUGUCAGUGCCGCCCUGGGGAAGGGAACUGCUCCUGCUGCAAGGAGUGCAUGCUGUGCCUGGGGACGCUCUGGGAUGAGUGCUGUGACUGCGUUGGUAUGUGCAACCCUCGCAAUUACAGUGACACGCCUCCAACGUCCAAGAGCACUGUUGAGGAGCUGCAUGAACCAAUUCCUUCCCUCUUUCGGGCACUGACAGAAGGGGACACUCAGCUGAACUGGAAUAUUGUUUCCUUCCCUGUGGCAGAAGAGCUGUCACACCACGAGAACCUUGUUUCCUUCCUAGAAACAGUGAACCAGCCCCAGCACCAGAAUGUCUCUGUUCCAAGCAACAACGUCCAUGCACCGUACCCCAGUGACAAAGAGCACAUGUGUACCGUGGUGUAUUUUGAUGACUGCAUGUCAAUACAUCAGUGCAAGAUCUCUUGUGAGUCCAUGGGAGCUUCCAAAUACCGAUGGUUUCACAACGCCUGCUGCGAGUGCAUUGGGCCUGAGUGCAUCGACUACGGCAGCAAAACUGUCAAAUGCAUGAACUGCAUGUUCUGAAGCAGCAACAUUGUGACACACAGAGAGAGACACCAAGGCCAAAGUCACCUCUCCCAGUUAAAGAUGGGGAUUGCAAGUGCUGCAUGUUUGGUGGAGUGCCUGCUGCUUGCAAUAAAGUGUACCUGGUUGAGAAAAAGAAAGAUGUAUAAAAUUUGGAAACCUCCUGGGUUUGGGUUUUUUUGUUUUGUUGGAUUUGGUUGUCGGUUGUUGUUGUUGUUUUUUUUCCUAAAUCCAUGUAAAUGAGGCUUGCUGGUAGAAGUUUCAAAGCUAUGUUUGAAGUUUAUGUCUUGUUAUUUCUGCUGAAGUGGUACAGCCAUGCUCAUCCUUGUUUUCCUUUGAUCUGGAAGUGUCUCCUCUGCUGGUUUUCAGGAUGUAGUGCUAGAGCUCCUAGUUUAGAGUAGGCAAAUCUUAGGAAUGUGGUAAUGAGAUUUCCAUCAUCCACAUUCAACCAAUAAUAAAAUGGCUGCUAGGUUGGUUGUUCUUCAGGAGAUGAGGUUUAGAUCGUUUUUGGUUCUGGUUUUGGUUUUUAUUACCUUCUGAUGUGAAAAAGGUAUGUGGGGGAAAAGAAAAACAGAUGCUUUCUCUGCAAGUGCAGCAUCUUGCAGAAUCACAGGAUGGGAAUGGUUGGAAGGGAUCUCUAGAGAUCAUCUAGUCCAACCCUCUCCCUGCUAAAGCAAGGUCACUCACAGUGAGUUGCCCAGGAUCACAACGUCCAGGUGGGUUUGGAAUCUCUCCAGAGAAGGAGAUCCCACAACCUCCCUGGGCAGCCUGCUCCAGUGCUUUGGCACCCUCGUGGGGAAGAAUGUUUCCCUUCUCUUAGGUGAAACUUCCUGUGCUCCUGAUUGUGCCCACUGCCUCUUGUCCUGUCACUGGGCACCACUGGGCCAAGAGUCUGGCCCCAUGCUCUUGACCCCCACACUUUAGAUACUGAUCAGCACGCAGAAGAUCAUCUGGGCUGUCAUGGAUAAAAUCCAAACUUCUUAGAAGGGCUGCCCAACAAAACUCCAUUUACAGGACACUUUUCUCUCCAGUUUGAUUUGCCCUGCUCCCAUAAGGAUAUUGGGGCCCAGGAUGCAUAAUUUAUAUACUGAAAAAAACAAUCAUAAUCUUUCCAGUCUUCUCUUGAUACCAACAGAAAGCUGUUAAGUGCAGUUGCCUCUCCCUCCUUUUGCACUGUUCUAAAGGGUUUGCUUACCCCUGGACCUUCAGUCCAGUGAAGGAAAUGUGACAGGUUCUUAUGAUUUAAUGCCUGUCUGGAUAAAGAAGAAUUAAAUGACAGGGAUGACAAGCUGCAUGGGGCUGUGAGUUGAGCAGCUGGCAGCAGGCGUGUUCCCAUUCAGCUACCUGUAGUUAAUGUUUACUCUGCACCACGACUUUGGUUGUUUGUUUUCUUCUCCCCUUAAAUGUUGUUGCUGAAGAAGGGAAUAUCAGAGAAUGAUAUGGUUUAAGAAUGUUCUGAUUUAAGAUCAUCGAGUCCAAAUGUUGUCUAAUUCUACCAAAUCUGGAGCUAAACCAUGGCCCUCAACACUGUAUCUCUGUGGCUUUUAAAUGCCUCCAGGGAGGGUGACUCCACCACUUCACUGGGCAGCCUGUUCCAGGGCUUGACAACCCUUUUUCUUAAUAUCCAGUCUAAACUUCCCCUGGUGCAGAUUUACAUCGUUUUCUCUGGUCCUGCCUGUUAGUAGGAAGAAGAGACUGAGCCUUCCCACUCACACAUCUUGCUGCAGCCUCCUUUAGAGGAGUUUUGACAGUGAGGUAUCCCCUCAGCAUCCUCUUCUGAAGACCAAACAAUCUCAGUUCCCUCAGCCUGUCCUCACAAGAUCUGCUCUUCAUGCCCUUCACUGGCUUUGUUGCCCUUCUCUGGACUCCUUCCAGCACCUCAGUGUCAUUCUUGGAGUGAGGGGCACAAAACUGAACCCAGUAUUCAAGGUGCAGCCUCUUUGGUGCUGAACACAGGGAGACAAUCACUUUCUUGGUCCUGCAGGUCACACUGUUCCCCAUCCAGGCUAGGAUGCUGUUGGCAUUCCUGGACACACUGCUGGUUCAUGUUCAGCCAACUGUCUAUCAACACCUUCAGGUCAUUCACCAGCCACUCUUACCCCAAGCCUAGUGUGUAGAUGUGUCUUCAAAGACAAAAGUAGGAUAUUCUGAGUUGAGAAUGCCCAGAGUGUAGUUGUGUCUUCAAAGACAAAAGUAGGAUGUUCUGAGUAGAGAAUGCCCAGAGUGUAGUUGUGUCUUCAAAGACAAAAGUAGGGUGUUCUGAGUAGAGAAUGCCCAGAGUGUAGUUGUGUCUUCAAAGACAAAAGUAGGAUGUUCUGAGUAGAGAAUGCCCAGAGUGUAGUUGUGUCUUCACAAACAAAACUAGGAUGUUCUGAGUAGAGAAUGCCCAGAGUGUAGUUGUGUCUUCACAAACAAAACUAGGAUGUUCUGAGUAGAGAAUGCCCAGAGUGUAGUUGUGUCUUCAAAGACAAAAGUAGGAUGUUCUGAGUAGAGAAUGCCCAGAGUGUAGUUGUGUCUUCAAAGACAAAAGUAGGAUGUUCUGAGCUGAGAAUGCCCAGAGUGUAGAUGUGUCUUCAAAGACAAAAGUAGGAUGUUCUGAGUUGAAAACAUUGCCCAUUUUUCUCAGUAAGGGUUUUACUAUGUUGGCAAUUCCACAGCAGUUACUAUGACCCAGUUGCUAUGACCCAGGCCUCUGUUGAUAAUGGUACUAAGUACAAGAAUAAAUGGUAUGAGUAGUUAGAGAUCAGCUUUUAGUAUUUAUAAUGCUGGUUUAAACUGCUUGGAUACUUUGGUUUUAAUGCAUAUGCACACAGAAAAGAGUUUGACAUUCAUGUUUCUCUGGCUAGCCUCAGUCUAGAGGAGUUAAACUUUUUCUGGUCCCACCUGUCUAUCUGUACCGUGUACAAAUGAAAGCAUUUUAAACUUCUGUUGUUGGAAAGUCUGUCUGAAUGGUUGGUUUAUUUUUUUUAUCAUGAUACUGUUUCAAUAAGAUAAAAUAAUAAUAAUAAUAAAAUCUACUCUCAUGAAA
Molecule: messenger RNA, 3854 nt
Organism: Pogoniulus pusillus (Red-fronted tinkerbird)
Lineage: Eukaryota; Metazoa; Chordata; Aves; Piciformes; Lybiidae
Gene: TWSG1
Product: twisted gastrulation BMP signaling modulator 1
Exons: 5
Coding region: 155-826 (223 amino acids)
Biological process (GO): regulation of BMP signaling pathway
Source: RefSeq, a predicted model, not a curated record